GUGCUAAGCAUCGGGAUACUUGGCGAGGCCUCCACCGAAUAGUUACAUGUACAAGACGGGAUAUUUUCCUGGGGAACCCCUGAAGUAGAGGCUUCUAAACGCUUUGCUUAUAAGUUCGCGAUUUUACCCUCCUUAUGAGAAAUGUAUUAUCAUCUGAUAAGAGCAUUUUGAGUUUCUAAUUUCAUCCUACGCCUCCUCUGAAUUCUAUUCAAUGAUCUAAGAUUUUGCAACCUACUACAACAUGACUGCUGACAACAAAAUCUCCUUUUUGUGUCCGAUAGGGCACGGAAAUCCUGACAGAUGUAGUCCAGAAGACGACAAGUCAUCGACAUCUUCCUUAAAGGCUUUCAAUGACACGCAUGAUACUCUUUUCAUUCCAUUCCCUGGCAUUUCCAAUGCUUUCUCUUUGGUCAAUUCUCUGAUAUGUUCAAGGCUUAACUAUUCCAAGACCACGAAACACAAUUUGUGUCCAAGAAUAUCUUGGAGAAAGUUCUACACAAUCGGCUUGUUCUACAAACGGUACUUCUGAGGCUACGCGCGAGUCUCAAGGUCUCGUAGCUCGAUUGAAGAAAAAUGAACCGUGGAAUUUUCGAUAUCAAAAGACAGAAGAGACUCUUGCAGAUGAUUUUUGCGAAGGAAUGGAAAGACUCGGCAUUGGGAGGGCUCGGCAAGUCGACAAUAUUGCCGAUCACUUCAGCUGUGUUGGAACAUCCAGUGUUUCAGUUGCCGCGAGCAUGAAUGUGGAUUGGAAGAUUGAUAUUAAUGUGCAAGAUGAUACACAUGAGCAGUAUUAGCAUCAGAGGCCAUCAUAUUUUGUGCGAUAUUCAAUUACGUAUGUCGGUGAUGGAAAUCCUGAACAACA
Molecule: messenger RNA, 862 nt
Organism: Botrytis cinerea B05.10
Lineage: Eukaryota; Fungi; Ascomycota; Leotiomycetes; Helotiales; Sclerotiniaceae
Exons: 2
Coding region: 242-529 (95 amino acids)
Source: RefSeq, a predicted model, not a curated record